AGCCACUGUCCUCGACUUGUGGGUCGACGACUAAGUCACUCUGAUCUGGUUUGAUUCGAAAACGAUGGAUCCGAAAGUGCGGCUACAAACAGUACAACAAUCGUACAUCUGUGCAUCGUCAUGAUGGUCCUGGACGGGCUUUUCCUGAUAGGCUGACAAGUCCAACAUACCCCAGAUUACACGGCCGCCCUUAAUGAACGCAGACAGCCCUUUAUAGACCAAGGAUGAUAUAGUCUUUUCUUCUAAUAAAGCGCAACAUAUCCAUACAGCAAUGCCGCCGCCAUCUUGACACCUAUUGCAUCACAUGUUCACGACAUCAUCAUGCAGCUGUGCGCGUUGGCAAAAGGCACUGCACUUGUAUGUUUGACAUUGUCGCGGGACUUACCCGAUGUGACACUCGCGGGUUGCUCCUCUACAUCGCACUCUUACGGUCGGAUUACUCCAUGGUUGCUUUCAUAUCGGUAUCGGGUCCCUUCUUUUACGUAUUAUUCGGGUGGAAUACCCUCAGGGAUUCGGUUCGCUCAGCACCGAGGCUCGCGACUGUUGCAGAUACAUUGAGAUCGUAAUCACAACAAGUACUCACUUUGCACCACCCAGGCGUGACAUACGAGCAGACACGGGCAUAGUAUUGUUGUUUGCUCGCUUCCCACGGCUGCUCACUGCAUGAUCCACACGAUGUCGAGGUGCUACGUAAAUGCUUGUACCGUAAUACCUUACCGGUUUACGACAACCAAGAUAUUUCAACGCCUAGUGACUUACUGUUUGACAGCCAAGGCAGGAGUGUGCAGGUGCUGUGGCUCGUCCAGGCAGAGCGAGGCCUCGCCAUUCAGGGGUAUUUCGCCUGACCAAGAUCUAGGAAUCUUCUAUCAAUAUGAAGG
Messenger RNA from Suillus bovinus, 878 nucleotides. RefSeq lists its product as uncharacterized. The record is from RefSeq and is a predicted model, not a curated record. NCBI's taxonomy places the organism in Eukaryota, Fungi, Basidiomycota, Agaricomycetes, Boletales, Suillaceae. The coding region runs from base 322 to 558 and encodes 78 amino acids. The transcript is spliced from 2 exons.